GUGAAGGAUAGUGAAGGGUAGGCAUGUCGAAAACCAGCGGAGAUCACGUCAAACGUCCCAUGAACGCGUUCAUGGUGUGGUCUAGAGGUCAGAGGAGGAAAUUGGCUCAAGAAAAUCCAAAAAUGCAUAACUCGGAAAUUAGCAAGAGACUAGGAGCAGAAUGGAAACAACUAACAGAAUCCGAUAAGAGACCUUUUAUAGACGAGGCCAAACGUCUGAGAGCUCUACACAUGAAGGAACACCCCGACUAUAAAUACAGACCUAGAAGGAAACCUAAACCUUUGUUAAAGAAGGAUCAUAAUUACUUAACAGUACCACCCUGCUUUCCAUCUCCGUUAGAACCUCUGACAAGGUUUCCAUCGUUGGAUAGUGAGAAAGCUGUAACUGCACGUACUUUUCCACUUCCUCUAGCACCCCCGACCAUAGGUCCGUAUUUUGGGAAUAUGUACAAGAGCCGAGAAUUGACUGAACCCUACUACAACACGGCAGCUAGCAGUUUAUUGUCUUCGUUGUCACAUUCACACAAUACUUCUUACGGUAUGGUGUCGUGUGGAUGCUCACCUUACUUUUCCAACAUUCCUAACACGGUGACGGAUCUGCAACCUACUUACUUAUUCGUCAAACCGGACAUCUAGUCUUCAUAAUGUUCCUGUGGAAAGUGGUGACUAAUGUACAGUACAGUGGUGGAUAUUUAGUUGCAAUUUAGACUUGAGACAAACUUUCUAGUCUUCGGGAUCAUGCUACUAUAUUUUGUUGUGUCUAAGUAAGUACUGUGUUGAAUUUCUUUUGUUGAAAACAAAAUAUUUAUAGAGAUAAUCAAACUGUUGACAUUUAUUUACUAUUUUUUUUAAAUAGGCUAACGUAUAUAUACAUAUACAUAUAUAUAUAUACACACAUAUAUAAAUACAAUUAUUCUUUCAAAAUACAGAUCAAAUCUGUAAAUUACCCAUUUUUUUCGUCCCUUUUUUUUUUAAAGUUUUACGAAUGUAAAGAAGGCAGAGUCCUUGACUAACGUCAAGUUUUUGCUGUUCCUUGGGGGGAUGAAUAUAAAACCAUGUAUUUUGAUGUAACAUAUAUUGAAUAGAUGCAGUUGUACUAAGUGAUGUAUAUAAAUUAAUAAGCUAUCAAUCGAUAGCCAUUGUUAUUAAUUUUAAUUUUUGAGUGGUGUAUUAGUUCUGUUAAUAAAAAUUGAUU
This is a messenger RNA of Centruroides sculpturatus (bark scorpion), 1194 nucleotides long. Its product is annotated as transcription factor Sox-14-like. NCBI's taxonomy places the organism in Eukaryota, Metazoa, Arthropoda, Arachnida, Scorpiones, Buthidae. The coding region runs from base 24 to 635 and encodes 203 amino acids. The record is from RefSeq and is a predicted model, not a curated record. Gene Ontology annotation, molecular function: DNA-binding transcription factor activity, RNA polymerase II-specific; RNA polymerase II cis-regulatory region sequence-specific DNA binding. The transcript has a single exon. Gene Ontology annotation, biological process: anatomical structure morphogenesis; cell differentiation; regulation of DNA-templated transcription.